Neurospora hispaniola is the source of this 3405-nucleotide messenger RNA. RefSeq lists its product as uncharacterized. Lineage: Eukaryota; Fungi; Ascomycota; Sordariomycetes; Sordariales; Sordariaceae. The transcript is spliced from 6 exons. The record is from RefSeq and is a predicted model, not a curated record. The coding region runs from base 1 to 3405 and encodes 1134 amino acids.
AUGGCAGACCCUCUAUCUAUCGCAGGCCUGGUCACAGGCGUGGUCUCCCUCGGCAUCCAGCUUCACAACGAUCUCAAAAUCUUCCUCGACAUCGUCAAGAAUCGAGAUGAAGAUAUCGCCAAACUUACAAGACAAGCUGCGACCAUGGCUCAGGCCUUGGACGCCAUUGACCGGUCUCUGCAGAACAGCAAACAGGCAAACCCUGGAGUCGUCGAUAGUGCCGCUAUCAUACCACUUCUCGAUGCAUCGCGCCAGGAAUUGUUGCUUCUGCAGCAGGAAGUCGCGUCCCUAACAAAGAUAUCAAAAGGCCAGAAGCCGAAGGCCUCAGUUGUGGUAGACUUCGCCAAAGCCACAACGCAAAAGCUCAAGUAUCCAAGACAGCGCGCCAAGAUCGAGAAACUGGAGGAGGGUUUGGACCAAGCAAACACAACUCUUCAACUCGCCCUCGAUGCCUUUGGACUAUGCGAGAACCUGGUUCACAUACUGAUCAUUGCCAUUCUAUCAAUCUUCAGAUCUGAACUAAACUCCAUCAAGUCGAAUACCGAAGCGAUGGUUCAUGGCCUCAGCCACGUCCAGAAAACACUUCCAGACGUUGAAGCUUGUGUAUCGGAGCUGUCAGAAAAACUGAUGGCAACGAGUGAAACGGCCACGCAGAGCAUCCAGAACAUCGAAGCAAUCCUCAACCUUGCCAUAUCCUCCCAUCAAUCCGAUCUUGAACAGAUUGGACAAGCACAAUCCAAUGAGUUCAGCCAAAUUAAGCAGCUUAUCCAAGACCUUUUGCUAAGGAUGGAUGCCAAUGCUUCUACAGGUUCAAAGGACAUUGAAGUGAACAGGAACCUCGCUUGUCUCGUGUCGAAGCCAAGCGCACUCAAAGUACUUUGCGAUGAGUAUUCUAAUCAACAGCCCCAGUCGGAGUGUCCACCAGACGCGAACGCCUGGUCUGCCUGUACUUGUCAACGUCGCCGAAUUGCCACUCGGCGAUCUGUUGAUUGGGGUCCUUUUCGACUAUCCGCGGAAUCCAAGGCAGAACUCGCUCACCAUGAAAGCUGCCAAUGGGCCCAAUUCGAUACGUCUAAACGGUCCAAGGUCAUAAGUCUUGCGUAUCGUGGGUUUGCUCGCCUACUCCGACAUGCUGUGGUUCUCAACUUCCGCUUGAAUCAUGGCGCUGGAGGAUUCAGCUUUGGCCCAGGAAUUGUCCAUUAUCCUGUGAUGGAUGAACGUGUUUACCCACCAUUUAGGCUUGUUCACUAUGUCGGCCAAGCCAUGCAGACUUUGACAGAACCUUUUUACUUCGAGCCAUUCUGGGCAAGACAAAGACGUAUCUCUCAAGGCAAGAUUGCACCUUUGUCCUUGAAGCACAGUGUGUUGAGAGCCUUCGGCGUGCAUAUAUCCCGCGCUUGUUGCAACAGAACCAUCGUUCCCCGAGCGAUCAACACCCGUGGUCAGACAUUACUACACUGCAUUUCCCGUAUCAUCGAGAAUGACGCAUGCGGCGGUAUAAUCAAAAGUCUUAAAGGCUCGUGGACCCCAUCAAUGGUAGCAUCAGUACAUGAGGUUCUUUCAACAUUGAUCAUGUGCAAUGUCCCAUUGACAGUUCACGAUGAUCGCGGGAGCCCUGCACACUUGUCGAUAGCCAACUGUAUACGAACCACAGAUGAGAAGUUGCUAGCUUCCAUGACCAGCAUCCUUAGGCUUCUCACCCCAGAGGACAUGGAUAUCGACCCCUCAAAGGCUAACAAUCGGUCAAAUCCUUUCAUACCUCGACUCGAUUUUCUGAAACCCCUCCCCGAUCCUUGCAUCUUUAGCAAAGCAUUCGGUUCCAAUGAGUUAGGUACUGCAAUCCUACAACAGAACAUUUCAGCUGUCAGGUCCCUCCUAUCCCGCAGUCCCUCUUUGGCACUCGAACAGGACCUGAACGGCAUGACCCCAAUCCACUACGCCGUGCUUUGGGAGGAUGGCUUGUCACUACUCCUGGAGCAAGUUCCAGUCGAUAUCUUCACGGAGGACUUGGCAUGGGACAUCUUUCAAUACGCCUUAUCGAUGGGUAGAAGGAAUGAUGAAGACCUGCGCUCGGUCAUGUUAUUCCUUGACCAUUCGUGGUACUUCGCUCCUUGCCCAAGCCGAGGCCGAGAUGAUGGUACACUUGGCUUGAUAAUAAAACUAUCUUCACUGGCUACCCAGAAGAAGUUCUUCCUAUAUCUCAAGCAAACUCGGCUGGAAGUCGUCCCUCUUUCCCUUCAGAAUGAGACAGUCUAUAGCAUCAUUGACCACCUGCAGGAAAUAGCGGCGACAUUUCCCCCAGCCAAGAGACGCGCAAGAAUCCAAGCCGCAAUUGAUUCAUUCAACAUCUACCAAUAUAUAAAGGAUGCAAGGACGGCAGAUGCUGCCUGGCAGUCGGGACUUCAUGAAGUGAACUACCACGCAGCUACAGACUCUCCAGUCCUUGCACGCAGCGAUCACAGCGAAGACUACGUCCUCUGGCUGUUGGAUCAUGACGCGGACCCGUUCCAACCGCUCUACAACGCUCAAGAUCAAAAGGCGUCGAUACUGGCGGCUCACAAGGCUAUCCAUUGCAUUGGUUACCCAGAAUCGAACUGGUCGGACGAUAUAGAUGACUGGGAGCCAAAUGGGCUAAGACCAGCCGCGCAAGAGGUGGCUCGUCGGUUAUGCAGUAAACCAGCCACGGACAAUUGUUUAUGUACAUGCUCUCCAAAUGGCUGCACGCCAUUCCUCAUCUUGUUGAGGAACUUGAUUCUUACAUCCUCUCACAUCUCGCAGUGCACAUCUUCUCGGCCCGAGGACUAUGCGUAUGAGUUUAGGAAUGUUCGAACAAUAUUAUACGAAAAUGACGGCUUCGUAUGUCAGUAUGAUGGGCAGUUUCACGAGGCUUUACGCCUUUUCACAUUUAUAACUCUCGGUAUCCGACACACGUGUUGCGAGAAGGACGGCUACCAUAACGAUGAUGAUGCCAAGGAAAUCCGCGAGGAGGACAGCGAGCGCGUGGGUAUCCUCGAAACUUUGAUGGAGCAAUGGGAAGAUGUGCGCUUUAAAUCCGCAGAUGAGUUCUGGCGUUUCCUCAAGGGUGGCUGGGUCAUCCGUUUAAACGAGGUCUUUGAAGAUAUGCGCCGAAUGGACCAGUCAGAGGAACACAAGGUUCAACGCCAAAGCCUCGGGGUUCAGCUUCAUGUCCCAAUCGUGAAAGCUAAAGCUACGAAGCCGCGGGUACGAACGAAAGGGUUCGUCUGGUGCGAAGAGAGUUUUUGGUUGGAUCUCCUGGAUACGGUUGCAAAGGGAGGUGAUACUCGCUAUUUUGACCGCGUCCUUGAAGAUGCCAGGCAGAUUGAAAUGGGGUUUAUGCUCCGGGGGAGAUAUAUUGAAGAGGAUGAGGAAUGGGAGGGGGAAUAG